AUGUUUUUUUAUGUUAUAUUAACAACUGUUUGUGUAUUAUAUUACUACUUUACAAGAACGCUGAACUACUGGCAACAUAAAAAUGUAAAAGGACCAAAGCCAAUUCCACUUUUUGGAAAUUUCAAAGACGUUGCAUUAAGAAGGAAAGCUAAGUUCUUGCACUACAAUGAGAUCUACAAACAAUAUCCUGAAGAAAAAGUCGUCGGCGUAUACCAGAUGACGUCUCCUGGUUUGCUUAUACGUGAUUUAGAUAUAGUGAAACAAAUUCUGAUCAAAGAUUUUGAAUUAUUUCCCGAUCGUGGCACGUACUUCAGCAAAAAAGGUUUUGGUGAAAACAUGAUACACUGUGAUAGUUAUACAUGGAAGAAUCUAAGAAAUAAAUUUACUGUUCUAUUUACAUCAACACGUAAUCCGGUAAUACAAACUAAAUUGCGAGAUGAAAUUGAUAAAGUAAUGGACAACUGUGAAGGUGAAAUAACUUACGAGAUAAUAAAAGAAAUGAAGUAUCUCAAGAUGGUUUUUGAUGAAACAUUGCGAAUGCAUCCAACAUCACAUGUGAUAACAAGAAAUGUUAAAGAACGGGUAAAGUUAGAUGGUACGGAUCUUACUGUUGAUAAAGGAUCCACUGUUAUUAUUUCACCAUUUUCAAUUCAGCACGACGAAAAAUAUUAUCCUGAACCGGAAAAAUUUGAUCCAGAAAGGUUUUCACCACAUAAUAUUAGAUGUGAUCAUCCAUGUGCCUUUUUAUCAUUUGGUGCUGGGCGUAGAGGUUGCCUAGCUACACAAUACGCAAGACUUCAAUUCAGUGUAGGAAUGACGAAGCUGCUGUAUAAUUUCCGAGUGGAGACUACGAGAAACACGUGCAGCAAUCUUACCUACGAUCCACAUCAUAUGCUGAUUAAACCAAAGCCGGGUGUGCUACUCAAUUUCAUUCCGAGGGAGAAGUGA
This is a messenger RNA of Arctia plantaginis, 948 nucleotides long. Lineage: Eukaryota; Metazoa; Arthropoda; Insecta; Lepidoptera; Erebidae. The record is from the annotation of a GenBank genome assembly.